AUGGCUGCCACGCUCACAGUCUUCAGUCUGAAACGCCAUCUCCAUCUAAAGAAUGAACUCGUGGUCAUGACGGAAAAUCAUUUCGGGGAAACGUUGAACCGGGUUUGGGGAGCGCAUGAAUCAAGCAGAUACAAAACAGUUUUGCCUGGGUGGCUCAUCAUCAAUCAUCAACAAAAAAUCCACUCGGCCUGUGUUGAUUGGGACACAAAGUUCCAAGAACCUCUCGAGGUGGGUAAAGCUUGCGUCUCCGUAUCUGAUAACGACUGCUGCACAUUUCGUGUAAUUCUCAGGGAUCGCAAGACAAAGCCCAUGAUUAUGAGACUUUAUCUUGAUAUCAAGAUCUAUGCCAAGACCAAUCCCCCAAGGCAAGCGCAAGAAGUCCAGCCGCAAACCGGCAGCCCCCAAAAAGAACCCCUCCAAACCACGUUUUCCUGUCUAUUCUGCAACCAUGAGAACUGUGUAAUAGUGAAACUGGAUAAAAAAUUGGGUCUUGGGAAUUUGUCCUGCAAAAUAUGUGGCCAGCGUUUCCAGACUGGCAUCAACUAUCUCUCAGCUGCCGUCGAUGUGUACUCUGAUUGGGUCGAUGCCUGCGAUGCUGUUGCUAAGGACGCCGCUGCUGGGAAUGAUAUCGGUACUACUAUACGUGGAGCAAAUGAGGGAUCCCCAGGACCGGUAGGACGCGGCACUGAAAGGGAGGAACUAGAUCAGGCUGAAGCCGACCUCGAUGAUUAUUGACAACGAAGAAUUGUUUGGCAAUCCACUGCUUCUUACCCAGCUUGCUAAAAUCGCUUUGCGAUUCGGGUACUCAUCCCUUUAAAUUACGUUGAUGAUAGUUCGGCUUACUCUAGCCUGAAGCGUCAUGUUAUAAUAUAGGAUUGAAUUGGGAUUCGGAAAAAUCCGGUAUAUAUAGACUCCGUAGUGUGGAUAUUUUGCGACUGAAAAUAAAAAAUGGUUCAACCAGCUUUGC
Molecule: messenger RNA, 967 nt
Organism: Histoplasma capsulatum G186AR
Lineage: Eukaryota; Fungi; Ascomycota; Eurotiomycetes; Onygenales; Ajellomycetaceae
Exons: 7
Coding region: 1-735 (244 amino acids)
Biological process (GO): transcription elongation by RNA polymerase II
Cellular component (GO): transcription elongation factor complex
Molecular function (GO): RNA polymerase II complex binding
Source: RefSeq, a predicted model, not a curated record